Messenger RNA from Ceratitis capitata (Mediterranean fruit fly), 1550 nucleotides. RefSeq names its product CCR4-NOT transcription complex subunit 11 (gene Not11). Gene Ontology annotation, biological process: mRNA catabolic process; negative regulation of translation. The transcript has 5 exons. The record is from RefSeq and is a predicted model, not a curated record. Gene Ontology annotation, cellular component: CCR4-NOT complex. The coding region runs from base 610 to 1494 and encodes 294 amino acids. NCBI's taxonomy places the organism in Eukaryota, Metazoa, Arthropoda, Insecta, Diptera, Tephritidae.
UAAGCACCACACAUGGUUUGCGCUCAGUUUAGUUGAGUUUGGAAUACAGUUACUUUUCAUGAAUAUGCUUUUUUUUUGUGUAUUUUUUAUUUUAUUCUAAUCAAGCAAAUCGGAAGCCUCGAUCUGGCCGUCCAAAUAUAUUAUCAGUAUAAGAAGAACGCAGAAUAAUAAGUAUGGUGAAAAUUUACACGCGAAUAACGUCAACCAAUAUAUUAGAAAACGUUAUUAACACGAUUCAAAAAACAAUUGUGCCGAAACUGCUAGAAAUAUUUUGCGUUGGAUAUCACGGUUCGAAAAAAGCAUAUCAGGGGUGUUAUAGAAACUGACACAGAAUUGCUUAUUUAUCGGAAUGGAAAAUCAUUAUCUGUUUGAAAUGGUGUUAUGAAACAGAAUGGAUUUUGCUUUUUUUGGAGAUAAGCAAAACCAAUAUUCGAAUCAGCUGCCAUUACACUUUUGCAAAAAACCCAGCAAUUAAAUUUGAAUUUUGUGUUGGUAUUAACACAUUUGUGAUAAAUAAAAAUAAGACGACUUCGGCAAAAUAAUAAGCUCAAAAUUGUAAGGAAUAAGGGCAAUCCGCUGGAGCUACCAGACUUGAUAUUUUUGCUCAUAAUGAAAAAAGGAAACUGCGAUGAUACAAAUGAACUACCUAUAAGCGUAAUUUCGAGUGUAAUGAACUGCAUAACCUCAGCCAACAACUUUCAUUGGCUAUCUGGGAGUAAUGGAAAUUUUUCUACAACAGGAGAAAUUGCGAGCAGUAAAGAAACAAUCAUACCAGAAGUUCUGUCCUUGGCUCCUCCGCUAAUGGACUUUGAAGAUGAACUUAUUUGGUUUACUAAUGUAGGAAAGUGCAAUGAGGUUAUAUAUUACGAUAAUUCCAAUUGUAUUGAUGCGUACUCUAAACACCUUUUAACUUUGGCCUUCAGCCAACCUUUGGCACCCCAGGAACAGAAAACUCUGUUGGAAGAGGUCUCGAAGCAUAAAAACAUCGUUUAUCAUAUUGGUCUAACUCCUUCAAAGUUACCGCAGUUAGUUGAGAAUAAUCCACUGAUAUCAAUAGAAAUAUUGCUAAGACUCAUGAAAACUGUAGAAAUAACGGAAUAUUUUAAUGUUUUGGUACAAAUGGAUAUAACGUUACAUUCGAUGGAAGUAGUGAACAGGCUCACCACCUCAGUGGACUUACCUACGGAGUUUAUUCAUUUGUACAUUAGCAAUUGCAUUUCUACAUGCGAAACGGUUAAGGACAAAUAUAUGCAGUCCCGGCUAGUUCGUUUAGUUUGUGUUUUUCUGCAGUCACUAAUCAGAAAUAAAAUAAUUAAUGUCAAGGAACUGCUGAUUGAGAUUGAAGCCUUUUGUGUAGGUUUCAGUCGCAUUAAAGAAGCAGUCGGCUUAUACAGGCUCUUAAAGAACUUAGAGAUUGGCGAACAUGGAUCUAAUGCAACUUCCGGAAGUUUGUCAUAUUCUGCAAGCAAAAAUGAAAGUUUAUCUCCCAAAUAAAUGUUAGCAAAAUAUAAAUAUAUUUCGUCAAUGUUUACAAUUGUUUUUAAAAUAGA